UCCCCUCCGCAGCCCGGCGCUUGCCAGGCCGAGCUUGGGCAGGAAAGGGGAAGGGUGUUUCUUCUGGAAUGGAGGGUGUGGGAGGCAGGCGAGCCUCGGGAGGGUGAGGGGCCACGUCCUGAACCAAACUGGGAGGCUGGAGUCGCUCGGUGGAAGGAGCAUGAGGAGGAGUCCCAGGGCCCCAGCCGCGCGUUUUGCUGGCGAGCAAGCUGAAGUCCAGAAGUGGCUUGCCCACGGUCACACAGCGAGUAAGCAGCACAGGAUCAAGAUGACCACACCCACCCCUUUGGGGGGCACCACCUUCUUCUCAUUGAACGUGACCACCAGAGAGGAUGACUUUCUGUACAAGAGUUCUGGAGCCAUCGUUGCUGCCAUCGUGGUGGUGGUCAUCAUCAUCUUCACCGUGGUUCUGAUCUUGCUGAAGGUGUACAACAGGAAAAUGAGGGCGAGGCGGGAGCUGGAGCCCAAGGGCCCCAAGCCAGUCUCCCCUUAUGCCCAAGGCCCAACCAGCAGCAGCAGCCAACACCCUGCAUCUGUGACCUUCUGCCCUCCUGACGUCCACAUGGAGACGCGGUGACCCCCACCCUGGUGCUAUCUCGGCUACCGUCUGAAGAGCCUUCUCCAGUCAAGACCAACAAGCACGUUUCUCCUUUGGCAGCUUCAAUACGAGUUCCUUCCAGUCAGAUCAACAGGGGCAUCUCAUUCAAUCCCUGAAGCUUCAGACAACCCCCAACCCCAUCCUGCCCUGCCCUCCCCACCCUGACUGUGUCCUGUGUCCAUGUCCCUGCUGCCACCUUACCAAAAAGCUGUGGAAUACCCUUUUGUCAUCUGGGGAGGUAGAGCUAUGAAGGGAAUCCAAUGAUGUGGGUUUGGCUCUCUCCCCUCAAAAAUGAUAGCUAGACAGACAGACAGCCCAAGAGUUUUCUGGUCAGGGGUCAGGGGUCAGGGCAUGCUCCCGAGAGUGCCACAUCUGAGUCAUGUCAGAGUAAGGGCCAUAUCCACAGCUUUGCAGGGCAAACUAUCCAAUCCCAUAAUCAGGGGGACUAACUGGACUAACUCACCAGGAAACCAGCUCAUUAAUUUGUAACUUAUUCCAGUACUAGGUGACCGCUAACUAGCUCGGGAUGAUUGAUUGGUCAGCACACCUUUCCCUCUUUAAGAAAGGUGGAAGAGAACACGGAAUUCUUCUCUGAAGGGUUCUAAUCAUUAGUAAGAGUCAGAUUGGAAAGCACAGGGUGACCUUGAGGAUUAAUCAAGGACUCUAGGACUCACCUACCGAUUGCUGCUGUUUCUAUGGGCCUGGAACAGACUGGUGGCUGCUCAGAGCCCCUCCUUCGGCUCUCGGCAGAUUAACCCAGGUUCAGCCUCGUUUCUUGGCUCCCCUCGAUUUGCAUUCUGAACAACCCUCGCUCUCGGGUUAACACAUCCACUGGAGAACCAGUGUUUGGACAGAUUAGAUUACAGCUCUGUUUGUGUUACCUGUGCCCUUCCUGGUCUCCUUGCAGAAUUCUAUUCAGGACACUUUCAAAGUACCUCGCUCACAACUUAUUUCUCUGUAGAGAGCUGGCCUCUUUGACUUCUUAUCCUCGACUACAAUCUGCCAAGAGGGGGAAGCAUUUUGGAGUUAAGAAGACCCUACUUCCUGGUGUGUGACCUUGGGAAAGGGACUUGACCUCUCCUUGUCUGGUUUCUUGACCUUGAAGUGAGAAUGAUAAAAUCUGCCUCACAGAGUUACAAUAGCAAGUCCUGGUCUCAGUAAAGCAGCUCUGAUCGUGCCUGGCACCAGCAAAUGCUUAAUGAAUGGGAGCCGGCACUGCUGUUACGAUAUUUCUUCAAUUGCAGAGCAUUUUUUUUUUUUUUUUUACAUUUUAAUGAUUAUGAACUCAGCAUGUGUCUUAAAAUUGAUGGGUCCCUUAAUGUAGUUGUUCUGUCUCUCUCUCUCUCAGCUGUUUUUAAAAUCAAUUGUGCAUCUUAGAAUGGAAGGCAUCUUGAAAACAAGGUAAUCAAUCCUUAUUCUGUUACCAAAAGUGACACACUCUGACACUUACCUUCAAUUCUCGGAAUCUCUCCCUCAUGGGAUUAGAAUCCCUUUAGAGGAGAAAUUGAGGAUCAGGGAGGUAAGAGGACUGACACCUGGGUCACCCUGCUCAUGCCAUCCCACCACAAAAGUGCUCACUUAACUGUGUCUGGAGAAAUACUGGCAAAUUCUUCCUCCUCAGACACCUUUUCUCUGUAUUGUGUUUGGACAUCCACCACAUACCAGGCACAUUGCAAGGUGCUUUCCUAUGAGAUAUGUUAUAGGGUUUAUUUUUCCCCAUAACCUCGGACGUAUUCUUUUUUCAUUCGAAGAUAAGAAUCUCAGACUCAAAGAGAAAAAAAAUUCUUGUCCAAAGUCACACAGCUAGUAAGUCUCAUAGACUCAAACCCAGGUCUCUUUGACUCCAAAGUCCACCUUUCUGUUGGAUCACACUCUUCUCCACCAUCCUGGCUCAAAGAACAUGGAUUCCUUUGUGGACUGAACAAGGGGCCAGGCUUGUCCAUGUGUCUGAGUGGAGGCCAGGGGUCUGGCUUCCAAACCCGAAAGCCGGGCAGAGCCAGUUGGUGACUCUUCUUUCUAAACCCACCAGAGCUCAAAUGAUUCCUGCUUCAUCCCCCUUCCCCCCUCCCCCCCACUUAGACCAGGGAGCAGGUGUGGAACCAGGGCAAAGCCAUUUCUCUAGGACUCAGGCUCCAAAUAUGUUACCUAAAUGUAUUCUGCUUUAAAAACUUUUUUUU
This is a messenger RNA of Pipistrellus kuhlii (Kuhl's pipistrelle), 2775 nucleotides long. It is a transcript of the gene NCMAP, whose product is annotated as non-compact myelin associated protein. The transcript has 4 exons. The record is from RefSeq and is a predicted model, not a curated record. The coding region runs from base 161 to 577 and encodes 138 amino acids. Lineage: Eukaryota; Metazoa; Chordata; Mammalia; Chiroptera; Vespertilionidae. Gene Ontology annotation, biological process: regulation of myelination; peripheral nervous system myelin formation. Gene Ontology annotation, molecular function: structural constituent of myelin sheath. Gene Ontology annotation, cellular component: plasma membrane; paranode region of axon; Schmidt-Lanterman incisure.